Diatraea saccharalis (sugarcane borer) is the source of this 1531-nucleotide messenger RNA. NCBI's taxonomy places the organism in Eukaryota, Metazoa, Arthropoda, Insecta, Lepidoptera, Crambidae. The record is from the annotation of a GenBank genome assembly.
AAAAAUGUCUUCCGAUAAUGAAUGUGAAAAUGUGCGAAAUGAUGCGAAAAAACGAAAGAAAGGUGUGAAAAAUGAAGAAAACUACGUGCAAAAUGUACGCAAAAGACAAAGAAUAAGUGGAAGAGAGUACACAACACAGAAAAACAAACUUGUACAAGCAAAGACUAUUGGCGAAAAUUGCAGGUGUAAAAAGCAAUGUUUCAAUAAAACAUCUGAAGACCAGCGACAAAUGAAUUUCGAUAAACUUUACAGUAUUGAAUCGAAAAAUGGACAAGACAUUUUUUUACAAUCCCUUAUAAGUUGUACCGAGAUCGAAAGGAGAAGGCCCAGAGUUGAUGACGAACGUAGCAAGAUGAGUGCAAAGAGGAUUCGUAGAUUAUCAUACUUAAAACAAAUUGGAAAAGUACCUAAAGAUGGGCGUGGAAAAGAGGUGACGUCCCGUCGGGCCAUUGAUGGAAACCUAUGUUUGAAGAUAAGAGAACACAUUGAGUCAUUUGAUGUUAAAUCUGUUCAUUAUGGCAAUUCUGAAAAAAAGUAUCUCAGUGCUUCUCUCGACAUUAAACAAAUGCACAAAAUGUUUUUACAGAAAAAUCCAGAAUGUAACAGCAUCACAUACAGUUUCUACAGAAAAUAUUUCAAGGAAAACUUCUCGUUAAGCUUUGGAAGACCUCAAGUUGAUACUUGCUCAAAAUGUGAGGAAUUGAAUGCGAAGAUUAAAAGUAAUUUCUUAUGUGAAUCUGCAAAAAGAGUGGCUGUAGGAGAGCUUCUUGUGCACAAAACAAGAGCGAAAAAAUUCUAUAAAAAGAUAGAGCAAGUGAAGAAUGACAUCAAAAAUAAACAAAAUGCUUUUGCUAUAUGUAUAGACUAUAUGCAAAAUCUUCCUCUACCUCACAUUCCUGUUCAAGAAAUAUUUUAUUACAGACAGCUUUGGGUCAAUGAGUUUUGUGUUCAUAAUUUAAAAACAGACGCUGCUGUUUUUUACUCAUACCAUGAGGGCAUAGCCAAUAAGGGUCCAAAUGAAGUAUGUUCAUUUUUACUUCAUUAUAUGGAACAUUUCAUGCCAUCUGCAGUUGACGAAUUGCACAUAUUCUCAGACGGAUGUGCUGGCCAAAAUAAAAAUAAUACAGUAGUAAGAUUUCUUAUGGCUUUGACACAGACACAUAGAUUUCAAAAAAUUUAUCAUUACUUUCCAACCAGGGGCCAUUCUUUUCUGCCCUGCGACAGAGACUUUGGUCUUGUCAAAAGGAAGAUAAAGAGAUAUGACAGAGUGUACACCCCAGAAGAAUAUGAAAAUAUUAUAGUAGCAAGUUCAUAUUUCAGCAAAAUAUCAGUCUUUAAAGUCACUACUCAAAUGGUCAUUGACUUCAAACGUGCUCAAGCUUACGGUGAUAAAGUUCCAAUUAAUAUUAAAAAAAUAGAGGAUAUUAAGAAAGUCAUGAAACAUAUUUCCACAGAAUUUCUGACUUUUUACAAUGAUAUAAUUAAUUGGCCAGCUAAGUCAUCUGAAACCCUUGAAGAAGAUGUAGAAUGA